This is a messenger RNA of Sitophilus oryzae (rice weevil), 2266 nucleotides long. Its product is annotated as SET and MYND domain-containing protein DDB_G0284059-like. The record is from RefSeq and is a predicted model, not a curated record. NCBI's taxonomy places the organism in Eukaryota, Metazoa, Arthropoda, Insecta, Coleoptera, Curculionidae. The transcript is spliced from 6 exons. The coding region runs from base 180 to 2198 and encodes 672 amino acids. Gene Ontology annotation, molecular function: protein binding.
CUUGAAUAUUAAACAAUGAGCAGCAACUAAUAAUAAGAACAUUAGAGGUAUAAAUAGACUUUUAAACGAAACCUAAUAUGUUCUAAACCUGGAUCUGAGCGUAAACACGCACGCUAAUAGCUCAAACGAAAAUAGCUUGACAUAAAAUACAGUAGGCCGGUUUUCGAUAAACAACAACGAUGCAAAAAGCGGGGCCGCCUCCCGAUUUUCGAGCUUUUUGCGAAAAAGCCAUCGCCAAUCUCACCAUCGAGGACGUAGACUCCUUCAAAUCGGCCAAGGAUGACAUUUCCAGGAUCAGGAUCAUGCAGGACAUUGCCAAACUGGUGUCCAUUGGCAUUCCAGAGGAUGCUGGAAAGGAUUAUAUGGUUGCCGAGUCGAAAAAAUCUGAAGGAAAUCAAUUGUUUGGCAGGAAAGAUUAUAAAAACGCGUUAAAGUGCUACAAUGAAGGGAUUAUUAAGUGUCCUCAAGAAACUGUUAAAGAUAGAGAACUCCUGACCAUUUUAGUAUCAAACAGGAGCGCUACAAAUUUCGAACUACAAAAAUACCGACGUGUCCUGGAUGACAUCGACUACAUAACGGAAAUAGGGGAUUACCCCAAUCAUCUUCACUACAAACUAUGGCUGAGAAAAGCCCGAUGCUAUGACGAGCUCCAGAACAAGAAACUAGCCAAUGAGGCUUACGACGAAGCUGAGAACAGCCUGAAAAACAGCAAGCUAGAUGAAAAAUCAGUCGAAGACAAAAUGAAAGAAAUAGAAAAGUUUAGGAAGCAAGGAAGUAGGUGUGUGAAUCCCAAACAGAAGAAACAGUUGGAAUUGGAACCUGUAUUUUUCGAAGAAAGGUUCAGGGGUGGGGAUGAAUUUGUAGCUGCUAUUCCGAAAAUAGCUAUACAACAGGACAGUUAUCAGGGUCGGUAUGCUAUGGCGAUUGAAGACAUCCCAGCAGGAACAACCCUGGUAGAAGAAACACCCUACUGCUCGGUAGUAGAUUCAAAUCACGCCUUAACCAAUUGCCAGAACUGUUUAGCUUCCGUAGAAUUGGCCAUAGCCUGUCCCAAUUGCUCAGAUAUCAUUUUCUGUAGCACUCACUGUAGCCGGAUGGCUACCAAGACUUUCCACGGUAUCGAGUGUGGCUACCAAAAGGUUCUAUUCAAAAACGGAGCAUCGGUGAAUUGUUUGAUGGCCCUCAGGAUUAUUACUCAGAAACCUUUGAAGUUUUUCCUGGACAAAAGAAAUAAGUUGAAGGAUUACAUGAAAGAUUCCUGCAAAAAGAAUGUUGUUAGGAAGAAAGUGUACAGGUCUGACGACUACGACAAUCUAUUCUUCCUCUGUCGUAAUGAAACUUUACGAAUAAAAGAAGAGUUAGUCCAUUACGCGAGCAUUGCAAUUUCUUUAGUAAACAUACUAAAACUAAGUGGUUAUUUUGGUGACAAAAAACAGGAUGUUCUCAGCGAGGACGAAAUAUUUAUAGGGGCCCUGAUUCUAAGACACCUGCAGAUACUUCAGUUUAACGCGCACGAACUGUCAGAACUGCAAAACUGUAACGAUGAUGUCAAUAAUAAUGACAUAUUUGUAACAGGUUACGAGAACGCAGCCAUUGGAGCAGGAGUCUAUCCUACUUUGGCCAUGUUCAAUCACUCUUGUGACCCUAGUGUUAUCAGAUAUAAUAUAAGAAACAAAAUGAUUGUCAAGGCCAUUAAACCCAUCAAAGCUGACGACAUCAUCUACGAAAAUUAUGGCCCGCUGUACAUGUCCGAACCACUGGAAAGUCGUCAGGCCAAACUCAAGGAAAACUACUACUUCGAGUGCCUUUGUCAACCCUGCAUGGAAAUGUGGCCUCUGUUCAAGGAAAUGAACGAAGCUGUGCUUAGGAUUCCGUGCAUAACUGACGGUUGUCCGUUUACCUUUACUGUGGAUCCUGCUGACGAUCCUUUUCUGAACUGUCCCUACUGUCAUAAUACCACCGGUAUAUUUCCUAAUUUGAAGGGUUUAAUGAAACUAGAAGAAAUCUUACCUGAAGCUGAACACUUGCUCAGUCUCCAUCAAUUCGACAACGCUUCAAAGAAAUUCUUCGAAGCCCUGGAAUUGCUCUACAAGUACUCCAGAGCACCCCAUCCAGAUUUCGUCAAAGUCCAGCAAAGGAUACGCGUUUGCCUUCUCCAUUUUGGAAAUAAAGCUUACGAUUAUGAACCCAAAUUAUAAUUUGUUAUGAAUUUAUUGUUAAAACAUUUGUUAUACUGAUAAAAUAAAGAAUAUUAUUAGAAUUCUAA